AUGACUAUAUACUCUCGUAUUUUGUGCACAUGCGCUUGCAUUGAGCGACACAAUGGCCGCAUCGUCUACUUGACCUACACUCCUCCGGCCGGCUUUGGCAGCGUAGAUACCUCACUUUUCCUCGUUGGCAAAGGCAUCACUUAUGAUACAGGUGGAGCUGAUUUGAAAGCAGGUGGCAAUAUGGCUGGUAUGCACAGAGAUAAGUGUGGCGCCGCUGCCCUUUGCGGCUUCAUCAAAGCACUUGGUCUGAUAAAGCCGUCUGGCCUCUCGGUCAUGGUGGCCUGCGCCUUUGUACGUAAUAGCAUUGGCUCCAAUUGCUAUGUGUCCGAUGAAAUUAUCGUUUCGCGAGCCGGAAAGCGCGUUCGUGUUGGCAACACGGAUGCCGAGGGCAGAAUGGUUAUGGCUGACUUGCUUUGUGAGAUGAAGGAGAAGGUUGGUAUUAAAUUUUGA
Protopolystoma xenopodis is the source of this 450-nucleotide messenger RNA. The record is from the annotation of a GenBank genome assembly. NCBI's taxonomy places the organism in Eukaryota, Metazoa, Platyhelminthes, Monogenea, Polystomatidea, Polystomatidae.